CGUGCGUCGUCUGCCAGAGGGUCGGUUGUUGCGAAUAGCAACGACGCUGCAGCUGGCGAGCAAGCCUUUAUGCUUCCACCUCUCCCUCGUUGGUGCUGCCACUGCACUGCGCUGUCCUGUCCUGUCCUGACCUGACCCGACCUGACCUGCUCGACCACCACCGCAACAUUUCUCGUCCAGGUCGACAGGUUGGGCAAGUGGAACACGCCGCCAGAGUAAGGUUGUCCGUCUUCCUACUCGCGAGAUCACCGAGGGACACACGGACCGGACUCCUGCACUGGCCUGGAACUGGACCUGGUCAGGCAUUAUAACCACUGCGUGCCGCUGGACUUGAACUCCGGACGACGACGACCACCACGACCGCGACCACCACCGCUCGCCCGCACGCCCGCACGCUCACUCGCUCUUCAUGCACCCGGCGUGAAGAACCACUCAACAGUCCAUCUCCCACCCUCGACGCUCCUUCCUUGGACAGACACCACCGACAAGCACGCGUUGGAAAGCGCAGCUACAGCAGCAGCCAUUGGUUUGGUACCUCGCUCCUCCACGCUCGACUUUUUCCACCAGCUGCAGCUCUCAUAUCCCAUUCUUCCUACCGACCGUACCGAUCGUACCUACCUACCGUACCUACAUCCUACCGACCGUACCUACCUUGCCCAUCCCGCCCAAACUCGAUCGACACACGCCCCACCCAUCCACCACGAAACCUACGCCCACAACACAUAUUCGACUUCACGCCUUCGCAGUGCCCUGCAUAUACCCGUAUACCGCUAUCCAGCAUGGAAUACUCAUCGCCGCUCGCGGCAAUGCGUCCGCAACCAGUGCCUGCAUGGGGAGGCCGGAAAGAUCUCUCAGGCAGCCGUUCGAUGUACCAUGGGUGCCAAACGCUUAGCCCCAACAGCUUCGACUUCAAUACCAUGAGCAUGCACAUGGCCCGUGAGAAGCCUCGCCGGCCAGACUACUUCUCUCUGCGUCCCGUGCGCGGUUCAUCUCCUACUGCGAGCCUCACUGCCGAUCUAGACGCCAACUUCCAUAUCGAUAAAAGCCCACAAGCUCCGACACCCCGUCGUUCAUUGUUCACGCAGGAUGUCUUCAGGCCCCGCCAACAUGCUCUUGCCACUCCACCGAUUGAGAUUGACCCUUCCACGACUCCACCCAUCAUCCCCUCGUCCUCGCCCUACUUUGAGUCCAUGGACAUCUCGCCAUUGCCACACAAAGCUCCUUGUUUCCAGCUCACCCUUCCUUCUCCCUCACCCGAGGCCACUCCCAGUGCAGAUACCGAUCUGUCCCCAGAUCUGUUGUCCCCCGAUCAAGUACCCGAACUAGCAGUGCUGCAGCCCCUCCCAGCUCCAGCCGUCCCCGACUUCCCAGAACGUCGAAGACCCGUCACACGCCCAGGACUCUCCCGAGCAAAAGGUCUCUCCACCACUCACAUUCCCCAGCGACCCACCACUGCUGAGACCCAACUACCGCCCUUUCGGUUCGGCAAUGUCGCACAAUCAGGCUUGUCAUGCUCGUCGACGCCCAGUCUAUUAGAGACCUCCACUGAGUCGCCGGUGGAUGACCCACGGCCGUCCGGCUUUGGUUCGAUGCUGCCGCCAUCGCGGAAAUCAUCUGUUAGCAACGCCAACCGCUGCAAUGGCUCACCGUCUGGUGGUCAUGUACGAAAGCCCUUGGCCGGACGGCCUGCGUUUGUACGCCCGCAGAGGAAGCUCAUCCGAAGAUCAUUAAGCAUGUUUCAACAUCCCGACGACAUCAUGAAAGAGGAGCAGGAUACCUUUGAGUCGCAGCCCAGUCUAUCGUCCGCCAUGGACAUUGAGCAGGACUCCACCCACAAGCUACCAUUCUUUGUGCCUGCCGACGAGCCCGAAAGCUUACCCAGAAUCUCUCAGCAGACCAUGCUCGAUGUCUUGGAUCAAAAGUAUGCGGACAAGUAUGAUCGUGUGUUGGUCGUCGAUUGUCGAUUUGAGUAUGAAUACGAAGGAGGUCACAUUGAGAGUGCAGUCAACUUCAACGACAAGCAACAUCUGGCCAACGAGCUCUUCGCUCAGAACGUGCCCUCCGCCAAUACCUUGCUCAUCUUCCACUGUGAGUACUCGGUGCACCGUGCACCCCUUACCGCAAAGUUUAUUCGCGGCCACGACCGGACUGUCAAUGCCGCCAACUAUCCCAACCUCACCUAUCCAGAGAUGUAUAUCCUUGAUGGUGGAUACAGCAAGUUCUUUACCGAGAACCCUUCCAAGUGCUUCCCACAGAAUUAUGUGGAGAUGAACGAUCAGCGCCACGAGAUGGCUUGUGAGCGUGGCAUGGCCAAGGUUAAGCAACAACCGCGCCAGAAGCUGUUCCGAAACCAAACCUUCGCGUUUGGUAGUACUUCCGAUGAUAUGGAAGACUCACCCACUGCGCUUGGACGCACCUUGGGAGCACGAUCGCAAAGCACCUUCAACGUCGGCACCGACAUUGCAGAAGGCAUCGGCAUGUCAUAUCAACGUCGCAUGGCCUCUUACUGAAGAAGCAGGAUGCAUUUGACGUCCCUGCAUUGUCUGAAUGCGAUUUCUGGGCCGCGACCUUUUUUUUUCUUUUUCUUUCGCGAGCCAACCUGUGGCGUUCAAGCGAGCCAGAUCAAUCUGGCUACCCUCUUACCGGCAAGGUGUUGGCGGCGACCAGUACUCGGAUUUCUCAGCAUGCGAUAUCGACCUUUCCGUCACCUUCUCUUCAGAUUAUGUUUUCUUACGAUCAAAGACCGCGGCACGUCGAUGAAGUGACCGUUGGCAAAGUGCAACGAUACCCAGCAUCCCACCAUUCCCGGCCUGAUUUCCCCAAGCCAUUGUCUUUCCUGCAACAACGAAACCUCUUUUCCAACAGCCCGGAACCAAUCACCAUCCGGAGCUUCCACGCAUCUUCAGACAGAGCGCAAAUUUGUCUACUUUCAAAUUUCUCACCAUUGAGAGGCAUCGACACACCAUUUCACCGCCAUCCAUCAGUGCGGGAUUGCAGAGAUCCACGCCUGACUUGCAUCACUGCACUUGCAACAGUUUUGAAACUUUAGCUUGUACAGAGCAUUAAGGAUUGGUCGCAUGGAGUUUCGGAAGAAACCCACCCGCUGUACCAACAAAUUGUACAUAGUAACCUCCAAGAACGCAAGGCGUUAUGUACAUUACCACCAUGUACCAAACCGAUUGGGAGCCAGGCACGACCUUCAUAGAAGAAGGGAGGCUUGUUGUACUAGGUACUUGUAUUGGCUGCUAAUGCAGCAGAAGUUGUGUGUGUGGGGGUGAAUUGGCAGUGUCUUUUGCCUUAAUGUCUCGAUCAAUCCAAUCAAUCCAUCUCGAAUUGAGCUAUUUUCUUUGAGAAGAAUAUCAC
Molecule: messenger RNA, 3363 nt
Organism: Sphaerulina musiva SO2202
Lineage: Eukaryota; Fungi; Ascomycota; Dothideomycetes; Mycosphaerellales; Mycosphaerellaceae
Product: Rhodanese-like protein
Exons: 4
Coding region: 780-2510 (576 amino acids)
Biological process (GO): positive regulation of G2/MI transition of meiotic cell cycle; protein dephosphorylation; positive regulation of G2/M transition of mitotic cell cycle
Cellular component (GO): cytoplasm; nucleus
Molecular function (GO): protein tyrosine phosphatase activity
Source: RefSeq, a predicted model, not a curated record